Molecule: messenger RNA, 1652 nt
Organism: Aspergillus fijiensis CBS 313.89
Lineage: Eukaryota; Fungi; Ascomycota; Eurotiomycetes; Eurotiales; Aspergillaceae
Product: putative DnaJ domain protein (Mas5)
Exons: 6
Coding region: 177-1442 (421 amino acids)
Biological process (GO): protein refolding; response to heat
Cellular component (GO): cytoplasm
Molecular function (GO): ATP binding; Hsp70 protein binding
Source: RefSeq, a predicted model, not a curated record
GUCUUAUCCCCCCAGAGACAAGAUUUCCUUCCCCCGGCGUGUCGUUUCUUGCUCGGUGUCGUCGUUGAACUGUUCUCUGCUUGAAUUUUACUCUCUCAUUUUCAUCCAACUGAUACCCCAGUCUUUGUGUUUCUGCUUUGUUCGUCACUCGGGAUUCUUACCCGUCACCGCCUGCCAUGUCUUCUAAGGUUGAGAUUGAUCUCUAUGAGGUCCUCGAAAUUUCCAGCUCCGCAAGCAAAGAAGAAAUCCGCAAGGCGUACCGCAAGGCCGCGCUUGCCAACCACCCGGACAAGGUUCCCGAAGCCGAGCGAGAAGCCGCAGAGGUCCGCUUCAAGGCCGUCCAGGAGGCCUACGAUAUCCUCUACGAUGAAGACAAGCGCCACCUCUACGACACCCAUGGCAUGAGUGCGUUUAACGGUUCUGGUGAGCCGGGGAUGGGACCAGGCGGUCCGGAUCUCGAUGACAUCCUUGCGCAGAUGUUCGGUGGGAUGGGCGGCAUGCCUGGCGGCAUGCCCGGCGGACCUCAGGCGCGCAAGCCCCGCCGGAGUGCGAAUGAGGAGCAGAAGUAUGAGGUCAGCUUGGAGGAUCUCUACAAGGGCAAGACGGUCAAGUUCUCGAGCACCAAGAACGUCAUCUGUUCUUUGUGUCGGGGCAAGGGUGGCAAGGAGCGCGCUACGGCCAAGAAGUGCGCCACUUGCGACGGACACGGUGUUAAGCAGAUCCUGAGACCCAUGGGCCAAUUCCUUUCUCCUACCAUGGUGACCUGCUCUACGUGUAAGGGACAGGGCGAGUUCUUCAGCGACAAGGACAAAUGCAAGAAGUGCAAGGGCCAGAAGACGACCGAAGCGAAGAAGUUGUUGGAGAUCUACAUCCCUCGCGGGGCGAGGGAGGGCGACAAGAUCAUCCUGGAAGGCGAGGCUGAUGAGGUGCCGGGUCAAGAACCCGGAGAUAUCAUCUUCCACUUGGUCGAGGAGGAGCACCCGGUGUUCAAGAGAGCCGGUCCCGAUUUGACAGCAGAGAUCGAUGUCACGUUGGCCGAGGCCCUGACCGGUUUCUCCCGCGUGGUGAUCAAGCAUCUCGAUGGUCGUGGAAUCGAACUCAAGCACCCCAAGGUUCCUGGACAAGUGCUUUCCCCCAACCAGGUCUUGAAGGUCCCUGGCGAAGGAAUGCCGAUCAAGCGCGGCGACGCUCGUGGUGAUCUGUACCUGAUCGUCAACAUCAAAUUCCCCGAUGAGACGUGGAAGCCUACGCCGGCGGUUCUGGAGCAGCUCAGAGAGAUGCUACCUAAGCCGGAUGCCCCCAUUCCCGUCGAAACGGUGGAUGAGGUCGAGUAUGAUCCCAAGGGAAACAUUGAGGACUUCGGAGCUCAUGACCCCGAGGGCGGAUCGGCCUGGGAGGACGACGACGAGGAGGGCGAGACUGCGCAAUGCACGACCCAGUAGUGGAGGCAUUUUUUCACGUUCUUUGUUUUCUAUUGUUAUUCUUGCGUUUUUGUUGGACCUCGAUACCUAUUUAGUUGGGUCCAUCUCAUGGUGAUAGACUUGCUGGUUAUGUUAGAUCCGGCUCCACUCUGGCAUCAUGGGCGUUACAGGAUUGACCUCCCAUGAACGGAUGAAUGAAAAAGAACAACUUGAUGAUUUCAACUAGACAAG